Messenger RNA from Rotaria sp. Silwood1, 486 nucleotides. Lineage: Eukaryota; Metazoa; Rotifera; Eurotatoria; Philodinida; Philodinidae. The record is from the annotation of a GenBank genome assembly.
AUGUCAACACCACCACUCUUCAAGACAUUACGUCAAUUACAUAUAUGCAUAAGUUACAAUCAUUCUCCUAAACCAACGGCUAAUCUAUCGAUUCCAAUGUUUAAUUUACAUACAUUUACUCUUGUUCAAACAUUUUUCUCGAUGUAUACCAUUGAAUGGACACUAUUUGAAACGCUAACAUCUUCAAAAAUUAUGCCUAUUCUUCGACGUGCUAAUGUGUCUCUAUUUAUUGAUAUUAAUGAUUUAAAUCGUAUUAGUUCAUCUGCACUUUUCACUGAUCAUCGUCAUGUCAACGUUAAUUUCGCUUUUAAUCUUUUCAAUUGUCCCAAAUACAUCGAAAUGACACAAUAUAUACCACGUGGUAAUCGUUUUCAUCCACGAGAAAUUGUAGGUUUGACAUUCGUUGUUAAUCAUUGGUCUAAUAGAUCCGAAUGGCUCACUGAUAGCGAUCCUUUUGCAAGUGAUUUUCAAUUAUAUUUUCUUUAG